Molecule: messenger RNA, 6559 nt
Organism: Scomber japonicus (chub mackerel)
Lineage: Eukaryota; Metazoa; Chordata; Actinopteri; Scombriformes; Scombridae
Gene: atxn1a
Product: ataxin 1a
Exons: 5
Coding region: 923-3394 (823 amino acids)
Biological process (GO): nervous system development; negative regulation of transcription by RNA polymerase II
Cellular component (GO): nucleus
Molecular function (GO): protein binding; RNA binding
Source: RefSeq, a predicted model, not a curated record
AGGGGAGACGCUUUCCACCGUCAGCGCCGGAGCAGAGCAGGGGAGCCCUGGCAACAAGGAGAGACACAAACUCAGCAGCCCGUUACACCCUACAGGAAUGGUGACAACACCUGCAGACAGACAGACGUGGGCAGACGGCACAGGCACCUGGGACGUUUCCUUCCCACUGCUGAAGAGAUCCAGACCUCACCACAUAAACUGCAGCUCCAGCUGGUCAUUAGCUCUCAACUGAACAGCAGGCUCCACCUACUCCGCCCAAGUAGCUCUGCCACCUCUGCUCAGGGAGUGCUGAGUCCCUGAGUCAACACACUGCAUUCUGGGAUAGUCUGGAACCCUCUCCAUGGGCUGUACCACCUGCUGACAAACCAGGGGGGUCUGGAGGAGUGGUGUUGAAUGAGGAUUGUGCUGUGUGUGGGCAGGCUUGCUUUUGCAGGGAAAUGAUUCCGCAUGAAGUGCGACGCACUCUGCCCCCUGUCGUCCUUGGCGGCAGCUGCAGGUGUGACGUCGUUACACUCUCCCCAACCACACUGAGCACACCCUUCAGCCGCUAAAGACCCCUGGACCGAAAAGACCGUCCUACCCCUCCACUCUAACCACCCCUCCAUAUCUUCAUUCCCAUCUUUAAUCCUUCCUCACCUGCUUGAUAGGGCCUGGAUUAUCUUUGUUAUUGUAGAAAACCUGAUAACCAACGGCCUUGGGUGAACUGGAUAGAGAGGGAAAGAGAGACAAGAUUGGGAAGGUUGAAUCAUAGCUAAUACAAAUAAGACAAAGGACAGAACAUCAAUAGCGAGAAAAGGACAGACGAAAGUGAAAUAGAAAGUCAACGAAAGAGGGAUCAAGAAAGAAAGAAAAAGCAAUAAAAGUAAAAAAAAUUAAGGAAAGAUAACGCAAGUACUGUUGAGGGACGUGAGGCGAAAUCAGCAUGAAGUCCAACCAGGAACGCAGUAAUGAAUGUCUGCCCCCAAAGAAGAGGGAGAUCCCUGCAAGCACAUUACCAUCUGAAAAUCGCUCACCUGUUAUACCACCUGCCAGCGAUAGCCAACGCACAGAGAACAUGGCCUGGCUGGCUAGUGUGGCUGGUGGGAAUGAGAGGAGCAUGAGUGGGCACUGUAGCUCCAGUCAGUCUGAUGGGCCCCAGUAUAAAUCCCUCUCCUCCACAUCAGACUCCUUAUCCUCCUCUUCCUCACUAAGGCUAGUCUCAUCUCUCCCCACAGUGUAUACAUCCCCCCUGUCACAGUCCACAGUUGGAGGAACUGUCCAUUACACCCAACUGCCUCCCAAUCUGCAGUUUAUAGCCUCACCCUACACUGCCCCAUACACAGGCUAUGUCUCUCCUCAUCUGCUUCCACCUCCUCCUCCACCACCCCCCCUCUCCUCCUCCUCAUCUCUGGCCACACAGAGAUCCUCACACAUAGAGACAGCCUCUGCUCUUACGCAGACCUCCAAACAUGACCAGCAGCGAGCAUCCAUUGGGCGUACAUCCAUGCCACCGCCUUCUACAGACCCUGCCCCUCACUAUGUUCAGAUGUCAACCUCUCCACGGACUGUGCCGUCGCUUCAUCACCAAGGAGGUGCUCACCUUCCACCCCCGUCACUGCACCCCCAUCAUACUUUAGGGCAUGGUAUGUCCCAAGUUGUGGUGCAAUAUACAGACGGACACACCAGAAAAGAGGACGGUGGCUCCAGACCCAGAGAGCUUCACAAUGGAGGCCUGGAAAGGGGCCGGCGAUAUGGUGCAUCCCCUGAGUCCAGCCUCUCUAAACCUGGGAGCAAAUCACGGGAUGCCACCUCUUCUUUGUCCUCAUCAGCGUAUGAGGCCCGCCAUCUGGUUCUGCCAUCCGACUACUGUACUCAUGAUCCCUCAGGGCUGAGAACCUCUGUCAUGCUAAUGCCUAACAGCCACAGGGACCACCAGCUGGUACCACCCAGAGCCAGCCCUGAGAAGUUGACAACCUCGGCCACCGCACACCUGGAGAAAGGUGGAAUCAUCUUGGGCAAGCCUGUCAAUCGCACCCCCUCCUCCUCCAACACCACCUCCUCUUUCACUUUUCCACCCCCAUUAAGUGUUGACAGCCUGAAAGCUGCUGUUAGUUCACUGUCACCUCAGACCGUAAUCCAGACCACCCACAACUCUACAGAGCCAUUGUCAAUGGGGCUGCCUUCCACCAGUAUCUACCCCCAGCCACCUAUCAUUGGUUAUAUUGCAGGUGGCAGCGGGAGCCAGCAUACGCCAAUCAGCUACCACACCAGCCUACAACAACACUUACUCAUUCCUGGCGCCCAACAGGUCAUUAUCCCUGUUAGCGGAGGUGGAGUCACCACAUUGGAACCUGUAACCUCCCAUGUGACAUCAUCCUCCCAAGCUGCACCAUUUCCUACCACACUCCCACACACAUACAUUGCUGCCCCAGUCCCCAAAGGAGAAACUCUGGAAACUCCCAGCGGCACGUAUCACCAGGCCGCUUCAGGUGCAGUGGUCCAAGCCCAGCUUCAUCUCCCCAUUGUUCCCGCUCCACCAGGGCUGGUCGCCCCUUCUGUGCCUCCUCCCCCGUCCAGUACGGUGGCUCCCCCAGCACUCCCCCCAUAUUUCAUCAAGGGCUCCAUCAUCCAGCUGGCCGAUGGGGAACUGAAACGUGUGGAGGACCUGAAGACUGAGGACUUCAUCCAGAGUGCAGAGAUCAGCAGUGAGCUGAAGAUCGACUCAUCCACAGUGGAGCGCAUUGAAGGGAGCCACACCUCACCCAAUUUUGCUGUGGUUCAAUUCUCUGUUGGUGAGCACCGUGCACAGGUGAGUGUGGAGGUCUUGGUGGAGUACCCCUUCUUCGUCUUUGGCCAAGGCUGGUCUUCAUGCUGUCCAGACCGGACCACCCAGCUCCUGGAGCUGCCUUGCACCAAGCUUUCUGUGGGCGAUGUUUGUAUUUCACUCACCCUCAAGAACCUGAAGAAUGGAUCUCUGAAGAAGACUCAGCCCCUGGAGCUGACCAACCCUGCCUCUGUCCCAGCCUCCAGCCACGGCCACCUCAAACCCCCCAGAGCUGUCAUAGACACUCCUCAGAGCUGCAGUGGAGGAGGCUCCAGGCAUGGGGAGCGGGAGAAUGGUAUCAGCCAACGGGGGAGUGGCGGAAGUGGGAAUGGGAGUGUACGGGGAGCUAAUGUGGAAAAUGGGGAUGUCAUGUUUGGGGAAAGAGGGUCAGUUUCUAAGAGUCAGGUUGCCACCAAUGCAGAAGCUGGCUCCAGUAAGCCAUCAGGAGGCAGAAAGAGGAGGUGGUCAGCCCCUGAAGGUCGAAAAGUAGAAAAAUCAGAGGAGGAGCCACCUUUGACCCUGCCCAAACCUUCCUUCAUCCCUCACGAGGUGAAAGUCAGCAUCGAGGGAAGGUCGAAUAUUGGCAAAUGAAGGCUUGCAGGACUGUUAAUAACCCUUGGGAUUUGGAAAAGAAAAAACAUAAAAGGACUCUACAAAAAAAAAAAAAAAAGAAUGCCCACAUUAAUGUUUCAUUUGUCUUGGUUUUAAAGUUUUGUUUUCUGUUUUUGUUUUCUAUCUUGAAUACUGUACUGUAGAGGUAAAUUUACCCUACAUGUUAUCACCUUACAUUAAGUCCAUGUAGUUUAUAACACAUUUUUAUAGAUGGAUUUGAUAUCACACAAGCAAUCAGUGCCGUUUUGAUGGUUUUCAUGAUAAGACUUUUGGUGAGGGAUUUGUGAAGCGUGCUAAAUGUUUAUCGGUGGCUGUGUGGCACACAGGAGCAACGCUUGAUGGCUCUACUCAGCUGGCUGCACAUUACACAUUAUGUAAAUUUCCGAAUUGAAUUAGCUCACAGUUGGCUUCCUGACAGCGAGUUCACUCCCUGUGCACUGUGAGUGAGGCUGCCUGGAUGGAAAGACUUUCCCACCACCUCUGGCAGCGCCUGCGGUUUUACAUUGGGCCACAGGGGUGAUAUAAUGUCAGCUGAUCCUGAGCAUGAAGGAUUUGUUGGUAAAUCAUGCAAUUUUCCAUUUACUAAAUCUCCAAGUCUUUAGUGUAAAUGUACCAGACUGGAUUUGUAAUGUUAUCAAGUAGUGCCAGUGUGCCACACAAAAGAGAGGGAACAACACUUAUUCUGUUCAGUUCGAUGUGAGAAAAGUCUUUACUUUCAUCUUUAGCAUUUUAUUUCAUUUUAAUAUGUUUUUCUUAAACCCCUUGUCUUCUAUCUCACCAGAUAGUUGUUUUUAAUGAUUGUCAAAAACCUUAAUCAGGGGUCAUUUAGUCCUAGAUUGAACCUAGGUGGGUCAAUGUUAAUGUGAGAUACCCUAACCUAACACAUACAAGUGCAAACACGCUGGGUUGGCGAACUUCACUUUUAGAAAAUAGUAAGAGGAAGACUGCAUACGAUCCUCGUUGUUUUUCGAUGAAUUACUUUAUAUUUUUGUAUCCAGAAAGGCUGCGUGAGAGGAACCGAGAUAAUCUGCAUGUCCGUUCUGAGAGGGUCAGGAUGUUUCAAAGCACUUCACACACCUGUCACACUCACCAUACAGCCGAUAAAUAUUUGUUGUCUCUUUAUUUACGCAGUACUGUAUGUUUUUAGAUUUAAUUUUUUUUUUUUUUUGUUGACAAGGGUAAAAAAAAAAAGUAGCAACAGCACUUUGGAAAGGAGAAGUGAAGAUGUGGUUUUGGUAAUGUGGGAGUGGAUGUGCCAUGAGGUCACCAAGAAAGGGAUGAAUGUGACGGGUAUUGGAGAAAAUUCCAGUGUGUAGAUGGUUAGAGAAAAUUUUUCACGGUGACAAAAGGAAUAAGAAAUAUGAUGGUUUUUAGCAUGUGCGUUUGUACAGUCGGUCAGCCAUGCAAAUGUGAGGGAAAAGUAUUGGAAUGUGUUUUGAUCCCAGCAAUGUUCUGUGCUAGAUGGAGAGCAACGAUCAGAAGCUCAUGCCACAGAAUGUUUGAAGGGUGUUGAAUAUUUGUAAUGUGUGUGUGUGUAUAUGCUAGAGUGUGCAUGAUGCUGGUCUGUGUCUGUCCAUACACACACACAUGCUUACACAAACACAAAACAGUACAGACCAUCCCUGAAACACAAUGACUUAUGAUAUGUACUGUAUAGGUUGAGAAGCAUUUUGAUGAAAGGAGGUGCUUAUAUUUUUUUGGUGCAUAUUGUCCCUACUGCAAAGACACUAGUGGACUGACAUUGGAUUUAUGCACACUGGUAACAGUACAGUUGUACAGUGCUCUGUGGUGUGUUUGUGUAUGUGAAUGCGUUUGUGUAUGAGUGUGUGUAUACUGUGUAUAGGAAAAAGGAUAUACUCAUUUGAUAUAUAGACGAUGCUAAAUGUCCAGUGUUUCUACUUGGAGUCUUUACUUAAGAGAAUCUUGCAAUUUGCACAUCAGGAAGAAGGAGUUAGGUGGAGACAUGAGUUUUAACGGCCCUGUCCUGAAACGAGCCCUAGACCACGUGACACACUGGAGGAGACCAGGGUUUUUGUUCCUCAACAGGCACCUGUCAUAUUGUAGAAGAACAGGUCAAAUUACAUUCAAAGUUUUUUACCAACACAAGCAUAGCUGUAAACCAGAAUUUUAACACGUGCCUGCCUACUGAAUUUAAUUACAGAUUUGUAGUGUAUCUCAAGGUGAAUACUGACUUUUUUUGUCCACUUUCCCUGCUAUUCAAACCGGGGUGUCCAGGGUGUAGGGGCUUGGGUUCAGUUCUGAACACGGCCUGUGCGUUCAGCCAGCUGAAACCCUAUUUCACUAAGAUGUAGCAGUUACCUCAACAGAUGUGCUUGCUUGGUUGGACCAACAUUUAGAGCUCUGUAAGCGACUGGGUCAGACUAAUUGAACAUCCUCAUAGGCUCUCUCUCUCUCUCUCUCUCUCUCUCUCUCUCUCUCUCUCUCUCUCUCUCUCUCUCUCUCUCUCUCUCUCUCUCUCUCUCUCUCUCUCUCUCUCUCUCUCUCUCUCCUACAUAAGAAAGUCCUGCUCUUUUUCUGAGCUUGGUUUCUGAGGUGUAGCGUGAAGUGUCUACUAGCUGAUGAUCCUUUGGCAAUCUGAUUACACUGCAUGUAAACAUGUCUUUUUGAAAGUAAAGAUGGCUUCCUACAUGCAUAUCUGUUGAGAUGUCUACACCGAUCAGUUAUAUUUCAUCCCACUGAUGAUAUAAAGCAGUAAUUUUGAAUUGUGUGGGGCAGCGCUGUUUCAGGUGGUGGUGAGUUUACCAGGGUGAUGGCAGGAUGGAUGUGUGCUCCGAUGGCUGAGGAAUGGAUGAAUAGGUGGUUGAAUAAAUGUGCAAACGGAUGGUGUAGGUGAGUGAAUGAGAAGACCCCCAUAUGAAAUUUGAAAAUGCUUUAUUUUUUUAAAAUAAUAAAACAGGGUUUCUCAGAUCAACACCACCACAGUAAUGCAUUUUCAUUUCUACCUUUUCCUAUUGAAACAUCAUGAUCAUUAGUAUGUUAUAGUAAUCUGUGUGUGUGUGUGUGUGUGUAUGUGUGUGUAUGUGUAUGUAUACGUACAUGUUUUGCAAUCUGUGCGUGGUUGCGUUUUUGUAAAUGUGCGUGCAUGUCUUUUUCUGCCCCCCCUAACCCUAACCCUAACCCCCA